Rosa rugosa (rugosa rose) is the source of this 1266-nucleotide messenger RNA. RefSeq lists its product as uncharacterized. Lineage: Eukaryota; Viridiplantae; Streptophyta; Magnoliopsida; Rosales; Rosaceae. Bases 192 to 806 code for a protein of 204 amino acids. The transcript has a single exon. The record is from RefSeq and is a predicted model, not a curated record.
UCUAACAGCGGCUUGGGAAAUUGGAGAUACUUAAUCUCAGUCAUUCAUAUUACCUAAGACAAUCACCAGACUUUUCACGACUCCCAAAUCUACAGUAUUUGAUCCUUAAAGACUGUGUGAGUUUGCCAAAGAUUGACAAGUCCAUUGGACUUCUUUCUCAACUUGCCUUGCUAAAUCUCAAGGGCUGCACAAUGCUCAAGGACCUUCCGGAGGACUUCUAUAAGUUGCGUUGUUUUAGGACUCUUGUUCUUUCUGGCUGUUCGAGAUUUGAGAAUUUGAGCCAGGAUAUAGGAAAUAUGAUUUCUUUGAAAACUCUUGUUAUAUGUGGUACUAGCAUAAGUGAAGUACCAUCCUCCGUAGAUUGCCUUCGGAACUUGGACUUUUCAUCUCGACAAGGCCUGAGUGGACUAAAACGAUGUGACCAGACAUCAAGGCCUAGGCUGAGUUUGUGGGGGUUUUUAUACGAAUUUCGUUUUUGGUUUUUAUUUGCUAUUUUGGUUGUUUGGUAUCUUUGGGAGACGGCACAAAGGGGGGAGGUGAGGGGGGCUUCUUCGGUGGGGGUCAGUGAGGAUAAUUUGGAAACCCCAAAGACCCCACCAAAGAGUGAGGAUGAGGGGGGCGUCUGCGGUAGGGCCAGUGAAGAUAAUUUGGAGACCUCAAAGACCCCACCGAAGAAUGAGGAUAAUUUAGAGACUCCCGAUGAAGAGUGGCUGAGUCUCCGCCGUGAGGAUAAUUUGGAGACCCCACCGAAGAGUGAGGAUAAUUUAGAGACCCCAAAGAUACUAGUCUCACUCUUCGGGUGGUAGCGGAACAAAUUAAAUGAAACUUUAAAAUUGCCAGAUACUAGCCUCAGUCUCCUAGAAAAAUUACGCCGUGAUAUCAUACGCCGACUCAUCUCACUCUCAAAUUUCAGCUCAAACGGUGACUAAUCACCACGCCAUUCAAAUCUCAGUAAGUUCAUCAAUCAUGGUUCUCCUGGUACAUUUUGUUUUUCAGAUUUUAAUUUUUAAUUUCUUUUUUGCAGAUUAAUAAGGUUUUCAUUUUGUGCUUUUGAUUUGGGAAUAUAAACCGUAGAUAAUUUCAUUUGUGGGUUUGAUUUUCAUCUUAUAAAUAGAUGAGUGGGUUCAUUCAUGUAAAAUAGAUUUUCAAUUUCCAGCGAGCUUUGUAACUUUUUCUAGAUUUUCAAUUUGAUUAGAAUUUUUUUAGAUUUGGGAAUUCUGUGAAUAUAUUCAGCAAAAUUUGCUGCACCGAGAGGAAAUUGAUUCC